Messenger RNA from Fusarium coffeatum, 1638 nucleotides. RefSeq lists its product as uncharacterized. Gene Ontology annotation, biological process: transmembrane transport. NCBI's taxonomy places the organism in Eukaryota, Fungi, Ascomycota, Sordariomycetes, Hypocreales, Nectriaceae. The record is from RefSeq and is a predicted model, not a curated record. Gene Ontology annotation, molecular function: transmembrane transporter activity. The transcript has 3 exons. The coding region runs from base 1 to 1638 and encodes 545 amino acids.
AUGCGUAUCAUGUCGGAGCCACUACAAUCACAGCCACAGUCUUCUGCCUCACCCCAAGAUGAACACCACAACGAGAAAGAUGCUAUGGGCUCCCGUCUCGAACCUGUCGAGACAGGGGCCUCAUACGUUCCUCCACAUAUGAGCACCCUUCAACGACGCCUUGUAGUCUUGUCUCUUUGUUUAACUCUUUUUCUGUGUGCGUUGGACACGACUAUCUUGGCGACUGCUCUUCCUACUAUUGGCAAUGAACUUUCUGUUUCGGCUCGCGAGUAUGCUUGGAUUGGAUCUUCGUAUACCCUUUCUACAACAGCGGUGACGCCAGUAUGGGCCAAGAUUUCUGACAUUGUUGGUCGCAAGCCUAGUAUGAUGAGUGCCACUGGUCUCUUCAUGGCUGGUAGUCUCAUUUGUGCUUUGGCGAACUCGAGUAGUAUGCUCAUCGGUGGAAGAGUCGUUCAAGGUCUUGGUGGUGGUGGAUGUAUGGUUCUCAUCACCAUUCUCAUCGGAGACUUGUUUCCACUGAAGGAUCGUGCCAAGUACUAUGGUAUCACAGGACUUGUAUUUGGCAUUGCUGGAGCUAUCGGUCCAGUCUUGGGGGGUGUCUUCUCUCAAGCUGUUACUUGGAGGUGGUGCUUUUACAUCAACCUACCAUUCGAGGGUGUUGCUCUGGUUGCACUCUUCUUUCUCCUCAAGGUCAACAUCGAAAAGGAGCCUCUCAUCGACGGUCUACGCAGUCUUGACUGGGUCGGCUUCGCUUUCAUCAUCGGCGGCACCAUCUGCUUCCUUUAUGGCCUCGAAGCCGGUUCAGGUGGUCUCGCGCCCUGGAACUCCGCUUUUGUCAUCUGCUUGAUCGUCUUUGGGUUCCUCAUACUGGUUCUAUUCAUGGUAUGGGAAGCCAAAGUCGCCAAGAACCCUAUCAUCCCUAUUCGAGUCUUCCAUAGCAGGACGAACAUUGCUGCCUUUGCAGUGGCAAAUCUGCACUCCUUCAUCUUCAUCUCGUACGACUACUUCUUGCCUCUUUACUUUCAAGUCAUCCUGGGUUUCUCACCUAUCAUUUCGGGAGUCACAUUAUUCGCUCUCAUCAUUCCCAUGUCCAUCUCGACAGGUCUUGGUGGCGUCUUCGUUAGAAAGACCGGGAAUUACAAGAUCUUGAUCCUCAUUGGAGCCACCCUCAUGACUCUGGGAACAGGCCUCUUUAUUAGCCUCGGUCAACGAAAGGAAUGGCCUAAGCUGAUCAUCUUCCAGAUCCUCGCAGGUCUGGGAUGUGGUGUCCUCUUCCAGAACCCCAUGAUCGCUCUGCAGACUCACGUGCGUCAGAGAGAUAUGGCGGCGGCAAUGUCAGCUUACACUUUCAUGCGCGGGUUGUUCGUUUCCAUAUCGCUCGUUGUAGGAACAGUCUUAAUUCAGCGAACUGUUCGCGGUGGUGAAUUGACGCAUGUGUCAGAGGAUAAGGAGCAAGGCGAGACUGAUAAACAGGGGUAUAUCAGUGGACUGAGAAUUAUGUGGGCAUUCUACACAGCCCUUUGUGGAUUGAUGGUGGUCUCGGCUGUCUUUAUCCUCCCCAAGCCCAAGAAGACGGAGGCAAGUAGCGAGACUGGCAGUGACGCGCAACAGAGCGAUAAGACAGACGCGAUAGCUUAG